Molecule: messenger RNA, 2750 nt
Organism: Chara braunii
Lineage: Eukaryota; Viridiplantae; Streptophyta; Charophyceae; Charales; Characeae
Source: the annotation of a GenBank genome assembly
UGAUACUCAUAGCAGCGGCGGCGCAUGUUUCUCCGCUGAUCUGCUGGAUCGCGCGGAAGUAGGGGCAGCAGCAAUCCCGCUGUCGCCACGUGGCUCGAUCUGCAGGCCUUCGUUGAUCUCUGGGAGCUGUUCUGGUGCAUGUGGUCGGUGCUUGUGUCCCCAUGCGUGGUUGGGGGGCGACUCACUGGUUGUCGGAAACUGCCGCGCGCUCCCGCACAGCGGCGGAAGCGGUCGCACGACGACCGUCCAGCUGCGGCGCGCUUCCCGGCGCUCUGCCGCGCAGGUUGCUCCGCCUCGCGUUCGCCUGCGCAUCCAGGGAGAUGACGACCGCGGCUGCCGCCCAGGUCGCGCGGCUGGUCGCAGCACCUACUGUUUGUGCGACCAGUAGUCACGAUGCCAGCGACCGGCUGGUCAAUCUCUCGACUCUGAGGGUCGGUGCUGCGACUCUCUCCUCCUCCUCCUCCGCCUCCUCCUCCUCCUCCUCCGCUCCCCCUCAUUCCCCUGCUGUGGGGACUUGCGGUAUUUGCGCCGGCUUUUCUUCCGCUCGUUUCUGCGCUGGCCUCGCCGCCGCCGCCGCUGCGCGCCGCGUCAGGUCCGCUGUGUGUUUCUCCGACGAGAAGGCCAAGCUUGCACGCCAGUAUUCUCCUCUCUCUCCCUCUCUUCUUCCUCCAUAUCCUUCUCUCUUCUCCUACUCCGCCGCCAUAGCCACCUCUUCCUCUUCUCGGGUAGCGGCUGCGACCGGUAGCGGGGAAACGUCGCCGCCGACCACGGGGGAGUCCUUCGUGUCGCUCGACGAAUUGCUACAAGAGGUCCGAAAGCGACAAAAAGGGAGAGAGACGUAUGAUGGGAGCUGUUAUGCCAUCCUGUCCCGGAUUCUGCGGAAAAAGGAUGGUGGUGAGAAGUCCGUACCCUAUCUUUCACCCGAACAGUUUAGAAACGUCUUGGCUGCGUAUAAUGAAGCCCAACCUAUUACCACAACAGUGAAAACAAUGACUGUCAGUGAGUUGAAGGCUGCCUUAAGCAGCGAUGAUAAGCCUUUUGUGGUGGAUGUGCGGUCCCCAGAGGAGUAUGCACAAGGGGUACUCAAUCCCCCCUUCGCUGUCAGCAAUCUGGAGUUUACUGCGCACUAUGAACUGAAUUACAGUCAAUCCACAGGUCAAGGGGCAGGCGCCCCAGUUGUGCUAUGCUAUGUUCAUGCGAAGAAGCACGAACCUGAUCAUAUUUACGACCAGGAGUCUGAGGGAUUGACUAAUGCGAUCAGUGUAGCUGGUGGAACCAGUGGAUGGAUUCAGGAAGGCUUUCCAGUCAAGCAACCUCCAAAGGAUAUCACUGUCCAGCAGCUGAAGGACUCACUGGCAAGCCCCAAUCCACCAUUCGUACUCGAUGUCAGAUCUCCCGAGGAGUAUAAGGAGGGGUGGCCGAAGUGCAAAGGCUGUUAGUGGACUCAAGGACUCUCCAAAACUCUUGACACUGUUCAAUGUGACCGGCGGCACUACUGCUUGGAUUAAAGCUGGAUUUGCAGUUGAGCAUUAGCUACACUGUGGAGAUCCAUUUGGAGCUCAUUUUCCAAAUUGGAGCCAUUGAUUGACUGUCAUCAAGCAUUGAGAGAUUAAAAAAGGGGGGGAAAUACUCAACCCCCCCCCCCCCCCCCCCCCCCCCCCCCCGCAAAAAAAAAAGGAGGGGGAGGGGGCAAAGGUAACAGCAGUCACAGGGAGCUGUUGGCAAUUGGUACGAUUACGUCGAUUAGUCUUUGGAAAAGCCUUUUCAGCUCUGUGCAUGGAUGAAUUACAAAUUUGAAAUUUGCCCUCUGAAAAGCCUGCAAGGUUGAUGACAGCCAUUGACAGGUACACAACAGCUGCCUGCAUUGUUCACCCGUGCUAAAAGGACUUCUUCUUCUUCUUCUUCUUCUUUUGUUUUGUUGAAGGACUCCACCUGUUUUUUUUUUUUUUUUUUUUUUUUUUUUUCCCCUAACAAGACUCCACCAUUUCACACAACUUCAGAAGAUAAGGGAAAAAAAAGAAAAAACGGCAGCUAGGGAAAGUCGGCAAAUAUGACGACUGGCUGAGACAGCCUGUGUCGUUCUUUGUCUGUCAUCAAGACCUACUUCGGGGCUUUCAGCCGUGAAAAACUUUGAGGUUUCCUGAUUCGGGAAGCAACGAGAAUUGGCAGGUGGCUUCGUGUAUACAUCUGUGUGCGAGUUGCGCGCCCUAUUAAAGCCUGAGUGCCCCAGCAGGGGUGCCCAGGCUUUUUGGGGACGAAGCUAGUUUUUGCUACCGGCUCUCCCUGUCGUCCACCAUACCCCACCCUUCUGUUGACGUCAACCCUAAUUGCUAUUUUCAAGUUCAAACUGAAGAGAGGCCUUAGAGGGCCUUCUUCUUUCUUGCUUUCUUUCUUUCUUUCUUUUUUUUUUUUUUUUUUUUUUUUUUUUUUCCUAAGACAAAAGCUGCUUCUAUUCUGGGGGCCAGCAGUCCGGUUACUUAUCACCGGCAAGGAUGUUUGUUCAUCCAAAGAAGGGGGGAGAUCAGAUGAGAUAAGGGGAACAGCCCAGCCCUUGUGGCAUCGAUUGUCUAUCGAGGGGGGACCUGCUAAAGGGGAGCCACCCCCCCAAAGCAUGGUCUUUCUCUGGGGGCCACCCUGCUGGCCAGGAGGCUUCCUAGCAGCACCCAGACACGCAGCAGGGGGCCCCUCAGAGAGACGGGGUGUGGGGAGCGGCCUCCUCUGUGCAGUUCCUCAGGCCGUCUAUCAAACUC